AUGAGGACGUCCAUCUCUUUCGCGAUUGUAUCGCUCGCCGCCCGGCACGUCGCUGCCGACGAGCACCCGCGCCUGCAGUGGGACCCGGCGACCGCCAAAGACUGCGUCGAUUGGUACGACAACACCGACUCAAGCAGAUCUUGCAAAGAAGUCCGUGAUCUUUUUAGUAUCACCCCGGAGCAGUUCCACGAGUGGAACCCGUCGGUCGGUCUCGACUGCACGCCCUGGCAUGACUGGCAGUCAUACUGCAUUGUCACCCUGCACCGGCUGGAGACCGACCCGCCACCGCUGCCAACAACGUCAACAGCAAAAGUGGCCAUUAUACCCACCACCACCACCAGCACUCUCGGCCCCUCUCCUACCGCCUGGGAAGACAGAGGCUGCUACGUGGAGGACCCCACGUUACCGCUCCUCGAUCAGAACAUGAGCGGAACCGACGGCGACGUAUCCUUGACCAUCGGGCAAUGUAAGGACAGCUGCUACCUUGCGGCGUACUUUUUUGCCGGAGUGCAGGAGGGCAACCAGUGCUGGUGCGGGACCUACGUAGGCAGCGAAUGGGCGCGGAACCAGUCCGACUGCAACAUCCCGUGCACGGGCGACAAGACCACGUUUUGUGGUGGCAAAGGGGUCCUCAACAUCUUCGAGGCGCUGGAAAACCAGGGGGUUUCAUCCAUGUCUAUCACCCGUUCCAGCGCUCCCACCGUCGCCGGGACCGGCAUCGCCACCAGCAGCACGGCCAGCUCCGGGGCCAGGAGGAACAUUGCUAUGUUUUGGUGA
Molecule: messenger RNA, 777 nt
Organism: Chaetomium globosum CBS 148.51
Lineage: Eukaryota; Fungi; Ascomycota; Sordariomycetes; Sordariales; Chaetomiaceae
Exons: 1
Coding region: 1-777 (258 amino acids)
Source: RefSeq, a predicted model, not a curated record